UUACGAUUAGUUGAAACUCAUUCCACUGAGUGUAGUAAUCAAUCAUCUUUUGUUUGUUCUUCAGUACUUUAGUGUGUGAUUUAAUUCCAAGAUUUUGAGAAUGUCUAGCUGUGGGUGUGGAAGUAGCUGCAACUGUGGCAGCAACUGCGGUUGCAACAAGUACUCUUUUGACUUGAGCUAUGUUGAGAAGACAACCACAGAGACUCUUGUUUUGGGUGUUGGGUCUGUGAAGGCCCAAUUGGAGGGUGCUGAAAUGGGUGUUGCAGCUGAGAACGGUGGCUGCAACUGUGGAUCAAGCUGCACCUGCGACCCAUGCAACUGCAAGUGAGGUCAAGAUUUAUAACCUUGAAGCAGAGAUAACUGUAAUAUAUGUAUCAACAAAUAAUAAGAAUUACGUGUUGUGUUUAAUAAAGUGAUCAUGGCUCGAAUUUGCAAAUUCAAAUGUUCUAGGAUAUUUGUUGCGAGUGUUUGAAGUAUGGUUGCUUAGUGUUUGGUUGGUCUAUCAUAAAUAUGUAAAUUUGAAUCAUCAAUCUCUGCUUAUAAAUGGACUACUUUUGGUGUUAUAUGAAUAAGAAGUUUGUUGGGUUACUUCAUUAA
This is a messenger RNA of Glycine soja, 597 nucleotides long. Its product is annotated as metallothionein-like protein 1. The transcript is spliced from 2 exons. Lineage: Eukaryota; Viridiplantae; Streptophyta; Magnoliopsida; Fabales; Fabaceae. The record is from RefSeq and is a predicted model, not a curated record. The coding region runs from base 101 to 328 and encodes 75 amino acids. Gene Ontology annotation, molecular function: metal ion binding.